CAUUCUAUUAUUUUAGUCUGUUGUUUUUUUUUCCCGUUUUCGUCCAUGCCUUGUGCCCCGUUUCUUCCGGAUUCGGCUUCCUGACGAGUGGGUCAUGGAGCCAGCAGCAUAUGAAAUCUGUACAGUUGGUACCAGCCGUCGCUCAACGGGCGUCUCCUGCUUCGGUGUAGUAAUAAUAACACUUGCUGGCUUUCCUCUUUGGCCGGGGACCCACUCGGUCGCCGCCGGAGGAUCCAGACUUUCCCCAUCCGUCCCAGUCGUUUCUGUGGCAGUCGGGCCUGCAACUGACCCAACAUCAUGCCAGCGUUGUCCCAUCUGGCAGCUUAUCCCUGACUGCUGGUCGGCGUCUAGUUCUUCUCGGCGCGUGGGUUCCGGAUAUUAUGUGUGCCUUGGCGGCCCUUCCAGUCCCUCCCAGAGUCUCAGGUUCUCCAAUGCCUUGCAGAACCCCUCUAGCGCCGAGUCGGUUUUAGUGGACCCGAGCUCGCUCGGGGGUUGACUCUGGCACCAUCUCCAAUCUUCCAAGACCUCACGAGGCCAAUAGGCGCGGCGGGUUUAGUGAGCAAUCCACUGCGGCGCGAACUUCACGGAGUCCUUGUUUUGUCUAUAUAGGCUUGGCUUCGAUAGAGCACCACCGCGCCAUCACGGUCAAACCACCGCCGCCGUUUUGUGAAACUCGUGCUGUUUAGUCGGGCUUGGCAUGUCCCACUGCCUGGGAAGGCGUGAAGAUAAACUAGUCCCGCCGGAAAUUGCUUAUCUUGCCUC
Molecule: messenger RNA, 762 nt
Organism: Aspergillus ibericus CBS 121593
Lineage: Eukaryota; Fungi; Ascomycota; Eurotiomycetes; Eurotiales; Aspergillaceae
Exons: 4
Coding region: 95-496 (133 amino acids)
Source: RefSeq, a predicted model, not a curated record